AUGAUUACUUCUCAAAAAAAAACCAAUAAACUCAAAAGCGAAGAAAAUCCAAUACCAACAUCUUCAAAAAAAUUACAAGACGAAAAAUUAAAAAAAUCUACUAGCAACAUUUCUACAACACGGAGUUUUGUUCAAAAGAGUUCGGCCGCUGAUGUUUACGGGCAAAAGAGAAAUGCACAUGGCGCCAAAAGCUCUAAAAAAGUAGGUAAUACAAAUGUGUCGACUGCAGCUCCUAUAAAGGAUUAUUUGAAGUCUUCACCUUCUUCUGUAAGCCAAGCGACGUACGAUAAAACACCCAGAUUUAAAAAAGAAGUAAAGCCACAAGCUUUAGAUUCCGAUCGAAGAACGUCAAAAUCCACGCCAAGAAACGUUCCAUUUUCAAAUGUGACAGUUAACUCACCAGUUGUGAAAAAGAAAUUGAAUUUGAAUAGAGAUCCGGUUAACGUUUUUAAGAAAAUUGAUUCUUCACAAGAUUCAAAACCUAAAAAAACAGACAAAAAUGUCACUAGAGAAGUACACAAAGUCCAAUUGAAAUCUAAAACUGUAGAGAACAACAAAAUUGAUACUCGAGAAAGAACACAGACAAGAACAUUAACCAACGACGAGGUGAGGAUGUUGACACCUACAGUCGUUGAUAAUAAUGCUCAGAUGAUUAAUUUGACUAAAACAUUAAAGGCUAAACCCAAAGCCUUUUAUGUUGAGUUGGAUGAUAAGCAUAAAAAGGUACUUAAAAAAGAUAAAUCGAGUGAAGAGGAAUACAGUUAUGAAGAUGAUUUCGAAAGUUAUGAAUCAGAUUUCGAUUCUUACUACAGUGACGGUUCAAAGGUUUCGACUGGGGAAACGAGUAACGAAGAAGAACAUAGUAACGAAGAGAAAAAGUUCGGAAACGGUGCUAAAGAAAUUAAAGAUGAAGAGAAAAUGUUGGAUUCAGGAAGCUACGAUCUCCGCGACCAACGUUCAGCAAACCGCAGACCGACCCAAAUGGAAUUCAUACUGGAAGCUUCCGAAGACGUUGAAAACAAGAAAACCUCGCUUACUGACGAGGGGUUUCUUGAGAUGUCCAGCUCGAGCGCAGUUCUUAACAUGAAACAUGUAGAUAUGUUGGAAAAGCCUCUGUUUAUAGAUUUUUCAAAAUCAAAACAGAACAAAUCCAAAAAACGACUAAACGAACAAUUAAAGCAGCGUGCUAAGGACCUGUUGAGCAUGAUUAUAUUACAUAAAAUGUCCUACACUUUAUUUGAAAUGAAACCUAUACCUUAUGACUUGUAUAUGGCAACAUUUGGAAGAUCUAAUUAUACACAAAUUGCAAUACAAACUUUUGACGAUGGUAUCACAGAAGAGGUCCAAACCGAUGAGAUAUCACUUGAUAAUAAAUGGACACAAUAUCCGGUAAAAUUUUCAAGUUGUGAUGUUUAUCUAAAUAACAACGAUAAUAAACAAAAGUGUGUUAAAAAUGAUGAAGAUUAUUUAUCAAAGUUUACGUUAUUAAUAAAUAGAAAAUCGGAUAUCGAAAUUAAUGAUCAGAUAAGUCAGAAUCAAGAUUACAUACAAAAUCCGUUGAGAAUAUAUUUGGAACAAAAAGAUGGCGUUGGUUCCGAUCAAAUGUUGCCAUUUGAAAUUUAUAAAAGCAAACUAGAAAAUAACAACUACAAUGUAAAUAAACUUAGGAAAUUUUUGAAAAAAUCUGAAAGAAGGAUUUUUAACAUAUUAAAUCUAAAUACGGGUCAAAAUAUUGUAGCAUUAUCUCAAAAUACUCAUCUGCCUUUUAGUAAAGGCUCUACGUCUGUAACUUUAGAAAACUUACCUGAUAAGAAUAUCUUAAAAAACACCAAUAUUAAAAGCAUAAUAUUUUCCGAAACAAAAUCAAAUCUUAUUCUAACUGUACAUACAAAGUGUUCAAAUGGAAUUAUGGCAGGAAAAUGCAUAAUUUGUCUAUGGGAUCUCAGUGUUGCUAGACUGGAACCUCACAAGAUAUUAAUAGCCAUAGACAACGUUGCCAUUGGUCGAUAUAGAGGCGACACUAAUGGAAUAUUUGUCGCUGCGUUAGACGAUGGUUCAUUGCACCUUUGGGAUCUCUCUGAAGAACCAACAUGGCGCGGCGAUGAUGCUAGCGCAGAAAAAAAUAAAAAAUUGGUAGAAGUCAAUAGUAAUCGUCUGACUCAAAUUGAAAUCGACAGGGAGUGGAAUUUGAAGAAUAGCCACAUUGGAUUAGAAGAGACCACACUCGAUUGCUUCCUCCUGUCAUGCGCGUACACGAGCAGUGCUACCAACAUAAAUUACAAUAAUGUCAUUGACAAUACAGUAGGUCUUGAAUUUGUCAGAGAAACUGCAAUUAAUCAAGAUGGUGAACGAAAGAUUAUCGGACAGAUUUGUUCCCUACAAAAAUUAGGCAUUUUAACGAUCUGGUCUAUAGUGCAAGAAAAGUCUAAAAGCCUAGACAUCGGCAAAGCUUAUUGGUCUAAAACGAAAUUAGAAAAAACACAGACUAUAUUUUUGAUGGACCACAUAGAACCGAUCGUAAAUGACAUAGAUAGAAAUCGUGUUAACUUUAACUUGAAUGCGGCAAAAAAGAGGUUGUCUAACCGAAAAUUUAUAGAAAAAAGUUUUAAAAUUUCACGCCAAAAACAUUCGGAAACCGAAAGACCGACGAGUACUGCCAGUUUGAAAAAAGUGUUCUCAACCGAAAGUAAUGUUUUCAAUUGGGAAAAUGGUAUUCUUUGCUGUGAUUUAAAAAUUGCUGUUUUGGAUAAAAAGGAGAUUUAUUUGGUUGCCAAAAACUGCGGUGAAGUUUUGUGCUGUAUUAGAAACGUUGGUGGGGUCAAGGUUCGGAGAGUCUGUGUUGCCACGGACACUUCAUCAAUAUCUUGCCUGGCUGUAUCUUCACACGGUUUACCGUACUUUUUAGCAGCCACCGAUACUGGAACUGUCAACUUGUGUUCUUUAAUAGAUGCUAAGGUUCUACUUACGCUGGAUUGUCUGAACAGUCCCUCUAGCGAUGUUACGGACAAAUGCACGUCUGAUAGCAAAGGGCGUUAUGUGAGCAGCAAGUCUGUAUGCUGGUCAUCACAUCCGCACAAUGUCGCAGAUAGAGUCGAUUCUAAGUGUUCCAUAUCCUCACUACACUGGCCGCACCACAAUCCGUGCAGCAUUACCUGUCUUCUGCGCUCGAACACGCUGUGCGUUUGGGACUUGACGCAUAGCGACAUCUGUGCGCGGUAUGUGACAUCAAACGCCGCGACGUCAUGCGCUGACGCUGACUGUUCUUUGGCCUUAUUAACUCCCGAAGGAGAAGUCCAAGUGCAUCGCCUCGCCGCCGAACAGAAAACCAACGCUCCUUACUUAGAUCUAUUUCAGAAAUAUGUAUCUUUACUAAACAACUAACAAUUACGUUUGUAUUUUACAUAAACUU
Messenger RNA from Hyposmocoma kahamanoa, 3409 nucleotides. RefSeq lists its product as uncharacterized. Lineage: Eukaryota; Metazoa; Arthropoda; Insecta; Lepidoptera; Cosmopterigidae. Gene Ontology annotation, biological process: intraciliary transport. Bases 1 to 3381 code for a protein of 1126 amino acids. The record is from RefSeq and is a predicted model, not a curated record. Gene Ontology annotation, cellular component: cytoplasmic dynein complex. The transcript is spliced from 13 exons. Gene Ontology annotation, molecular function: dynein light chain binding; dynein heavy chain binding.